GGACCAUCUCCGGCCCGAUCUGCCUACCAGUCAAGAAUGCGCGCCAAUGGAGCACGCGUCCUCUCUCUCUCUCUCUCUCUCUCUAAUAAUAUGGGUUUGCGGGAUGAAGAAGCGACAUACUCAAACACCUUCUUGCCAGCCACCGCCGCCCGGAAACCCUAGCCAUGGAUACUGCCUCCGCUGCUGGCGCCUGCGGCGAUGGCGAUGGCGAUGACGCCGUCAUUUCUCCUAUAAACUCGAAUUUCGCUGCCCUUGCCUGCAGAGACAUUCUCCGCCUCAUCUUUGAGAGUCUGCCGGUUGUCGAUCUGGCACGCUCGGCGUGCGUGUGCCGGUUGUGGAACGCUGUGGCAUCGGACAGAGAGGUGGUGACCGGAGCCUUCAAGGCACCGUGGAGAUUGAAGGAGGUUAUUGGGAGUCCUAACUCCGGAAGCUUCUGGAGAGACAAUAGUCUCACUCGGUUUGCUAUAUCUCAUCGUCUGGUGCGUGGUGACACUGUUGCUAGCCUAGCCGUCAAGUACUCGGUUCAGGUUAUGGACAUAAAACGACUAAACAAUAUGAUGAGUGACCAUGGGAUAUACUCAAGGGAGAGGUUGUUAAUCCCCAUAAGCAAACCAGAUCUCCUCAUCAAUGGCACAUGCUACAUAGAGUUGGACAAAUAUGCAAAAAGGGAAGUGGCAGUGCUGUACCUGAAGGGUGGCCCUGAUCAAAAUCUCAGCUGUUUGUUGAAUGGGGCAAUUUCUGAUCGAGGCAAGAAGAGGAUUGUUGACUCCUUGAAGAGAAGCAUGCAAGUUGAUGAUGGAACUGCCCAGUUCUAUUUGUCUAUUUCAAACGGUAACCCACGGGUUGCUCUGUCUGAAUACUCCGAAGAUCUCAGGUGGGAGAAGGGGCUGACCUGACCUAGUUUCAAAUGCAAAGAGGAUGGUGGGGCUUGGUCUGUUCGGAAACUGAAAAUAAAUUGUGAGAGCCUGACUUUCUCCUUGUGUAUCUGCCAUUUUAGAUUCCCAAAGUCCAUUUCAAGAGCACUGCCAACUCUCCUCCAUCACAGCGAGAUAGUGCAGGAGAGAUGUGUAAGAGAUUUGUUUAAGCUUUCUUUGUAAUUCAUGUGUGGUCCCAUAGUCAAUGGGAAUCCAACUGAACUCUAGAAAGGUCUGUGAGUGUUGUAAAUGAAGUUUUUAUUUAAAGAAACAAGUGAGAAGCUCUGUUAGAAACUUAGAACUGCAAAUUAGGGUUACUGAUUACUCUCUACUUGGAAAUCUACGGUGUCAUUUCUUAGGGUGGA
Messenger RNA from Malania oleifera, 1279 nucleotides. Its product is annotated as F-box protein At1g55000. NCBI's taxonomy places the organism in Eukaryota, Viridiplantae, Streptophyta, Magnoliopsida, Santalales, Ximeniaceae. The record is from RefSeq and is a predicted model, not a curated record. Gene Ontology annotation, molecular function: protein binding. The transcript has 2 exons. Bases 165 to 896 code for a protein of 243 amino acids.